Messenger RNA from Kockovaella imperatae, 1129 nucleotides. RefSeq names its product opioid growth factor receptor conserved region-domain-containing protein. Gene Ontology annotation, cellular component: membrane. The transcript has 6 exons. Gene Ontology annotation, molecular function: opioid growth factor receptor activity. The record is from RefSeq and is a predicted model, not a curated record. NCBI's taxonomy places the organism in Eukaryota, Fungi, Basidiomycota, Tremellomycetes, Tremellales, Cuniculitremaceae. The coding region runs from base 17 to 970 and encodes 317 amino acids.
AUUGUCUACAACAUACAUGUCGAGUGCUGUACGUAGAAUACUGUGCUUCACUGCGAAUCGAAGAAGAGCAGCUCAGAUGGCGAAUAAUAUCCACCUACCAUUCUCGGGGAAUGGAUUCAUACUGGGUGAUCCGAGCGGUUCUUCGAUUGCCUUUCAAUCCGGUCAUCCUGCUUCGGCAGACUACAGCGAAAUAAGACGGCUAACCAACCGUCCGCAAGAUAUCGACGAUUUCCUCGCUGAGUAUCCUGAUCUCACGCCAGACCUCGAGUCCAAUGUCAACCUUGACUUUUACCGUGGGACGGGGAAAAUGCAACCUGGGAACAUGGCAUACGAAGAGUUCAUGUCGGCUUUCGAAAAGGACUACGAGGAAUUAGAACUGAAUCACGGGUACAUCCAAUGGCUCUUCCCGAUCCGUGAGAAGGGUUUGAACUAUCAAUCGAGACCGCUUCAACUUCAUGAGAUUCAGAUGAUGAGCUCGGAUAGAGCCGUCUUGGCGAGACUUUUACGCUCGUAUAGGAUGAUGCUCGCUUUCUACGGGAUAGACUUCAACAACGGCCAUCUGCGAUUGACAGUCGAUCAUCUUGAGCGAUUGUUUAACCUCUAUCAUCACCCGCACAACCUCCUCCGCAUAACCCGUAUCCUCAAAUGUCUGUCUGAAUUCCCUCUCCUCAAACCUCACGUUCCUCUUCUCAUCUUGUUCUUCACGGCCCUCCACUCGGAAGGAUAUAUCGAUCUCUCUCCCGCCCCACAUCAUAACAUGCACGGCCAGAGCUUGGACAAUUGGUGGUCUAAUUGUAUACGGGAUCAGGACUUGCGGACAAGAGUCAGGCGUAUUGUCACGGAGAGAGGACCAUGUGCAGGUUUUCGAUGGGGAUUUGAACAAUUUGAUGAUUGGUACGCUGGGUGUCAGAAAGGUUGGACAGGUGCUUUGGGAGGGUUUCUUGACGACGAGGGGACCACUGGUUCUUAGGCUCCAACUUGGGCUGGCGUGGCACGGAAAUGUAGAUCGGCUUUGUCUAGUGGCACUAAAUGCUAUCGUUCAGAAGGAUCUCAAUUUAGCAGCUGGAACGUCAGCGUGGGUCAAAGAGGAGGACAUCUGCUUUCGCCCUUUGUCCCUUCUCCAUCUGUG